AAUCAAGUAUACGUGAGAUGCUCCUGAUAAGACGAAGGAUAUUGAAGAACUCGGUUUCUCUCUUGAGAUGCUCGUCUACAAGAAUAGUAACUCCGCCAAAUACAUUCACCACCGCCGUCAAGACCGCUGAAAAGUUGGUGCAACCGCAAUCGUCCAAGAUCUUUGACGACCCGUUCUCAAUUGUCAGCCACGAAAUGUCCAAUUUGGCCAAGUCCAUAGCUAACUUGAUCGGAUCCGGACAUCCGAUCCUAAACAGAGUCAGCUCGUACUAUUUCGAAGCCGAGGGAAAGAACGUGCGUCCGUUGAUUGUCCUUUUAUUGUCCAAGGCGUUGUCUAAUAUUCCCGUUGAGCAAAGAAACAGAAUUGAAAUAGACACCCAUGACGUGACUGAUCAGUACCAUUUCAAAGGCACACCUGGCAGCAAAGAAACCAUUGCUGGGAAGUCUGUGGACGAUUCCAUAUCCCCCUUGGCCAUUUUGCACGGAAUAAACCCCAAGGUUAUAUUAGACCCAUUGCUGAAACCCAUGGACAAGUUGCCACAAUUUGAUGCCAUGAAUGGUAUAUUACCAAAGCAAAGAAGAUUAGCGGAAAUUGUCGAGAUGAUUCACACUGCUUCGUUAUUGCAUGACGACGUUAUAGAUUUGAGUGAUUCAAGAAGAGGCAGACCAAGUGGGAAUAUAGCCUUUACUAACAAGAUGGCGGUGUUGGCAGGUGACUUCUUAUUAGGAAGAGCCUCGGUGGCCAUUGCCCGAUUAAGAAACCCUGAGGUUAUUGAGUUGUUAUCUACCACAAUCGCCAAUUUAGUCGAGGGGGAAUUCAUGCAAUUGAAAAACACCGUUAUGUCACAAUCAGACACAAUCGUUAAUGACGGAGAAAAGAAGACCAUUCCUGAACCUACCGGAAAAGUACCCACCAAGCAACACGAAUACUCAAUAAGUCGUCCCGAAGAUGUUGACCAUAUCACUAAUGUAAAUGCUGCAUUUGAAUAUUACUUGCACAAGACAUAUCUUAAAACAGCAUCUUUAAUGUCCAAGCUGUCCCGUGCCGCAGCUGUUUUAAGCGGAUCCCAAGACGACAUAAUUGAAAACUGUUAUGAAUUCGGAAGAAACUUGGGGUUGUGUUUCCAAAUCGUCGAUGAUAUGUUGGAUUAUACUUCCAGUGACGCUGCUUUCGGUAAGCCGAGUCAAGCCGAUUUGAAGUUGGGAUUGGCCACUGCUCCUAUUUUAUUUGCCUGGAAGGAAGAGCCUAAAUUGGGUGAGCUUAUUGCCAGAAAGUUUAAAGAACCGGGAGAUGUUGAAAUUGCUCGUAGGGCUGUGGAGAAGUAUGGUGGGUUGGACCAGACAAGAUUGAUGGCAGAAGACUAUUGUCAUAAGGCAUUAACCAACUUGAGAUGUUUGCCAGAAUCUGAUGCCAGAAGUGCAUUGGAAUUGUUAACUAAUUCUGUAUUGACUAGAAACAAAUAGACUUUUAUAAAGUUAUUCUCAUGUACAUAUAUAUAUAUACACACUCAUAACC
Messenger RNA from Spathaspora passalidarum NRRL Y-27907, 1515 nucleotides. RefSeq names its product trans-hexaprenyltranstransferase. The record is from RefSeq and is a predicted model, not a curated record. Gene Ontology annotation, molecular function: prenyltransferase activity. The transcript has a single exon. Lineage: Eukaryota; Fungi; Ascomycota; Pichiomycetes; Serinales; Debaryomycetaceae. Gene Ontology annotation, biological process: isoprenoid biosynthetic process; ubiquinone biosynthetic process. Bases 18 to 1463 code for a protein of 481 amino acids. Gene Ontology annotation, cellular component: transferase complex.